Molecule: messenger RNA, 1579 nt
Organism: Manis pentadactyla (Chinese pangolin)
Lineage: Eukaryota; Metazoa; Chordata; Mammalia; Pholidota; Manidae
Gene: TEX264
Product: testis expressed 264, ER-phagy receptor
Exons: 5
Coding region: 363-1304 (313 amino acids)
Biological process (GO): protein-DNA covalent cross-linking repair; reticulophagy
Cellular component (GO): replication fork; nucleus; endoplasmic reticulum membrane
Source: RefSeq, a predicted model, not a curated record
UAAGUGCGUCUAGGGCCGGGAUUCUCCGCUCGCCCUGCCGCGCGCGACCUCAGGGUUCCCCGCGGUCCUCACCCCCGCGGCCCAGGGCGCUCUGUGGGCCUCGCUCUCCCACAGCUGCCGGGGUCCACGGGCCCGAAGGCGACCUUGGACCAGCCCUGGCGCCGGGGAGCCCCCGGUCUGGGCCUCGGGCGCGGGGCGGGCGGAGGCGGGGUGCACUUCCGCCCUGCCCCCGAGGCCGCGCCUGGCCGCCGCGCUGCAAAGUUUAGCGUCUCUGAAGUUGGCGUGGCGCGUGCCGCUCGGGAGGUCUCGGCUGAGGAGAAAGCGGCGCUGCCUUGGGGUGCGGUGUGGGGGUGGGCACAGCCAUGUCGGACCUGCUGCUACUGGGCCUUAUCGGGGGCCUGACUCUGCUGCUGCUGAUGACGUUGCUGGCCUUUGUCGGGUACUCCGGGCUGCUGACUGGGGUGGUGGUGAGUGCCGGUUCACCUCCUGUCCGCAACAUCACUGUGGCCUACAAGUUCCACAUGGGGCCUUACAGAGAGAUUGGGCGGCUUUUCACCGAGAGCUGCAGCGUCUCCCCCAAGCUCCGCUCCAUCGCCAUCUACUAUGACAACCCUCACAUGGUGCCCCCUGAGAAGUGCCGCUGUGCUGUGGGUAGCAUUCUGAGUGAAGGUGAGGAGUCACUCUCCCCGGAGCUCAUCCAGCUUUACCAGAAAUUUGGCUUCAAGGUGUUCUCCUUCCCGGCACCCAGCCAUGUGGUAACGGCCACCUUCCCCUACAUGACCACCCUGUCCAUCUGGCUGGCUACCCGCCGUGUCCAUCCUGCCCUGGAUGCCUACAUCAAGGAGCGAAAGCUGUGUGCCCACCCCCGGCUGGAGAUCUACCAGCGAGACCAGAUCUAUUUCAUGUGCCCGCUGGCACGGCAGGGAGACUUCUAUGUGCCUGAGGUGAAGGAGACCGACCGGAAGAGCCGGUGGCCUUUGGAAGACAGCGAUGCCCAGGUGGACAGCACAGGAGCUGACACGAUGAGUGACACAAGUUCUGUAAGCCUGGAGGUGGGUCCUGGCAGCCGGGAGACAUCAGCUGCCACACUGUCCCCUGGGGUGAGCAGCCGUGGCUGGGACAACGGUGACACCCGCAGCGAGCACAGCUACAGCGAGUCAGGUGCUAGCUGCUCAUCUUUUGAGGAGCUGGACCUGGAGGGUGAGGGACCCCUGGGGGAGCCACGGCUGAGCCCUGAAGCUGAGCCUCUGGGGGCUGCCAAGUGGCCCCGGGAACCCAGUACCCCUGAGAGGGACGAGGAGUAGCUGGGGCCACGCUCAGUUGCCAAGGACUCUCCAGCCCUCUUCUGCCUUCACCUCAGGCCAGCUGGGGCCAGGGGUCUCAAGGCCUGACCUCCACCGCCUGCCCGGGGCCUCUGCCUAUGCCUUCUCACUGCCCUCAUGGCUCCUAAGGCCAGGGGAGCCAGGGACUGUUUUCUGCACCCAGACCCCUGGGCUGCUGCCGUUACAUCUCUUUUCAGGUUCACGUUGGAGAUUCCAGGGCCCAGAAUAAAGCAAAUGAUUUUCUUGUUUCACCUGGA